Messenger RNA from Aricia agestis (brown argus), 2167 nucleotides. It is a transcript of the gene heix, whose product is annotated as ubiA prenyltransferase domain-containing protein 1 homolog. The record is from RefSeq and is a predicted model, not a curated record. Gene Ontology annotation, molecular function: prenyltransferase activity. Gene Ontology annotation, cellular component: endoplasmic reticulum; Golgi membrane. Gene Ontology annotation, biological process: vitamin K biosynthetic process; menaquinone biosynthetic process. The coding region runs from base 176 to 1174 and encodes 332 amino acids. Lineage: Eukaryota; Metazoa; Arthropoda; Insecta; Lepidoptera; Lycaenidae. The transcript has a single exon.
UUUUAUUUUCUAAAAUUUAAGUAGUCAUUUUAUUUAUCAUUAUAUUAAUUAAUUUAUAAGCAAUUUAGUUAAGCAAGUGGAUAUCUCAAGUGUGUACCAAUCAUCACAGUUGUACCCUAUGGAUUUGUGUUGCAACGCAAAUAAGUGCUGCCGCAGAACCUAAUACAAACAGAAAAUGGAAAUCUUCACGAAAUCCGACGAGACUCCAACGGCGGAGGGAAAUCUUCUUCAACCGCCUAAACAGAGAGCUAGCCCGCCCCGUAAUCCAUUGAUGAAAGUUCGUACUUACGUGUUGGCACUGCGACCGUGGUCGCUAAGCGGGAGUCUGCUGCCGACUCUCCUCGGAGCCGCGCUAGCGUACCGUCUACCGGGCGAGAGUGAAUUCAGUUGGGCCACAUUGAUGGUCACCCUGUUUACCGUCAUACCCGUCCACUGCGCUGGCAAUGUGGUGAAUACGUAUUUCGAUUUCGUGAAGGGGAUCGACAAUCGAAAAUCGGACGACAGAACUUUAGUGGAUCAUAUUUUAAGUAUCGACGAAGUCGUAUCUCUCGGUGCUCUUUUGUAUAUGGCUGGAUGUGCGUUCUUUGUGAUGCUCGUCAUUUUAUCACCUGCUCGAAUGGAGCAUCUGGCAUUAGUGUACUUUGGUGGAUUGUCAUCCUCUUUUUUGUAUACUGGUGGUAUAGGAUUAAAGUAUAUUGCGCUGGGUGAUAUCAUCGUGCUUGUUAUAUUUGGGCCGGUCUCAGUUGUUUUUUCAUUCCUUGCUCAAACAGGGAGAGUGGACUGGCCAAUUAUUUAUUACGCUGUUCCUUUGGCACUCAACACUGAGGCAAUUCUGCACAGCAACAACACGCGUGAUUUGGAGGCCGAUAGCAAGGCUGAAAUUGUAACAUUGGCUAUACUGAUAGGUGAAACCGCAUCAUACUUACUGUUUGCAUUUUUGCUAUUCACUCCUUAUAUAAUGUUUGUGGUGGCAUCUGUGCGCUGUUCGUUUUGGUUCCUCCUGCCCAUGCUGACAUUGCCGAGGGCAUUUGAAAUCGAGAGGAGAUUCAGAAGACCAGAGACCAUGCAAUAUGUACCGAGGCAGACUGCUAGGCUUAAUUUUUACUUUGGUAUGCUGUAUAUGAUAUCAUGCUUCUUUGCUAACAGACUACCUUUUCUACUAAGAGCAUUAUAAAAUUUUAUUUAAAAUGAAAUGAUUAUGUACUUAUUGAGUAGACUGUUUUUAGGUUGUUUCAACUGCAUAUUGUAGUUUAAAAAUUAUAAUGCAGCUUUAUUAUACAGACUUUGAUUUCUUCAUAUUAUCUUACCUAAUGCUAGUCUUCCUUAUUAUAAAACUUACUUAUACAAAAAUCUUGUAUUAUAAAUUUCAUAUCAACUUUAAAAUAAUAUGGCCUCAUCAAAAUGUUCUGAUAUAACCUCCUCCUUUUUGGAAGUCGGUUAAAAAUAUGGUUGUGCAUUUUUACUGGCAUAAUAUAAGAAUCAGUAUAAUGGAAAUCUCAUGUACCUACCUCUCACUACUUCUUGGCUAUGUUUUAUUGUACUUAGUCAUUUACCUACUUAUGCUAGAAUUUAUGUUGUCUAUACAUAUUGCUGUGGCAUUCGAUUUAGCUAGUAUGUAGCAAUUUUUAACCAAUGAUUUUUUGUUGUUUAAUACUUAAGUUCGAAGCUCAAUUCACAUAAUUUCUGACCAAUUACAGUUCUUUUGCACUUACAUGCACACUUUAAUGCUUCGAUUGUGGGAAUCACAGACACAAUAGAUAUUCAAUUGUUAUGCAGCCGCCGGGGGCUGCUUGUUGCUGAUGGGUUAAAAUAUGUGUGCACAAAAGGGAAAGCAUGUACUGUCACUAGAUUUAAACUACAAGUUGAAAAGAAAUUAUGUAAUUUGGUCAUUAGAGUGCUUCUCAAUAAUUUUAAUUUAAAACAAUCAACCUGAUGUUUAUUGUUAGUUGAUUGUACAAAGAGUUGCAUUUUAAUCACAAUGUGAUUGCAUUUUAUUAGAAUAACCAUUACCUUUAUUUUCUUACCAUGUGUAAUAUUUUAUUGUAUGGACAUUUAAAACAGUGAAUAUUAAGUUUAUGAAUAACUUAAUGUUAAAUGUUACAAAAUGAGCUUUAUAAGCUAUGAAGCUCUUUUUGUAACAUUGCCUGCCGCACUCAGAGACAAAUAU